AUAUGUAUAGGAAAAGAUAUUUGCAUUUUGUUAUUUUGGUCUUACUAGAAACAAGAAACAGGCCAAAAUGUGAUUCGUGAAUUUAACCCAAAAAGAAAAGAAUUUGAAUUGUAAAUCUGUCGCUCUUCCAACCUAUAUAUAAAGAUUAAAUUGUGAUACUUACAACUAGUUGCAUUUUUUAUUUUAAUAAGUAACAUUUUAUAAAAAAGUUGCUAAUAUAGACGAAUCUACAAAAGCAUAAAAGAUCUAAAAACGAAAUAUACCCAUCAAAAAGAAAAAGUAAAAAAAAAAAUGUAGAUGCGAUUCAAGUAUUCAACAUUGGGUUAGUAAUAAAUGAGAAUCAUGCUUACUAUGUGCAUAUACGGAGACUUUAAAAGCCUUCCCUUAAAAUUUUUGCAUUUCAUUCCAUUCCUCCUCCUUCUCUUCACCAUUUAUCUUUCUCAAAAAAAAAAAAAUUUAAAAAAAUAUAUUUCUUCAACAAAACAAAAGCAAAGUUCCAAUCUUCACCACUUUCGUCAUCACCAUGUCCGAUGCAACCGUAGACACAUACAUAUCUUUUGUGUGAUUUAUACAUAUUAAUUAAAGAUUCAUUUGUUCAUGGCGGUUCAAACUCAUCACCAUCAUCCUACUAUGUUCUUCCUCAACAGAAACGGACAAGAAGGGAAUGAUUUUUCGCCGGAGCUGCAAAAGUCUCAGCUUCCAAGCAUCACCACCGGGGUUAAUAAUACAAGAAAGCGAGCCAGAGAAGUGAUUGAUUUAGAAAACAUGACGUCGCCGAUGAACCCUCCGCCGUCUACUCCGCCGCAAUUUAUCAGCCGUAGACAAACUCCUAAUGUAGUAUCCACCGGUCUUCGUUUGUCUCAGGGACAGUCACAGAAUCGAGAACAACCGUCAUCAUCAUCAUCAUCUUUUCCGAUGAUAAACGAAGAUAUCGCCGGAGAAAUUAAACGACAAUCGGAUGAAUUAGAUAUAUUUCUUCAGACCCAGCUGAGGCGCAUGUUAGCGGAAAACAGCGAGAGGCACUAUCGUGAGCUUCUAAAAACGACGGAAGAAUCAGUUAGACGGAGAUUAAGAGAGAAAGAAGCAGAGAUCGAGAAAGCCACGCGUCGUCACGCAGAGCUCGAGGCACGUGCGAUGCAGAUCGAGACGGAGUCACGUGCUUGGCAGGCGAGAGCGGCGUCGAAAGAAGCCGAAGCCACGACUUUACAAGCUCGAUUGCAGCAAGCCGUAGCUCACGGCGGCGGAGACACGGUUGCGGAACCAAAUUCAGGAAGCGUAGACGGUGUGGAUGAAGCCGAAGACGCUGAAUCGGCUUACGUUGAUCCCGAUCGACUUGAAUUGACCGGACCGAGUUGUAGGAUUUGUUGGCGGCGAUCGGCGACGGUGCUGGCUUUACCGUGUCGGCAUUUGAUCCUCUGUAAAGGUUGCGACGGCUCUGUGCGAGUUUGUCCGCUUUGCCUUAGCUCAAAAAAUUCAAGCGUGGAAGUAUUCUUUUCUUGAUGGGCUUUCUAUUAGUGGGCCUACUAGACCCAACGUUGGUAUUUUAUUACUCUAAAAACAAAAUUUAUGUGAUAUUAUAUUCAUCGUAUUUAUAUAAUUGCAAAAAAUUGAGUUUCUAUAUCUCUGAAGCUCUCAAUAAAGCUGAGAGGCUUUAUAUAUACAUGUAAAUAUUAAAUCCUACACAGCGGCACUGUUGUCUUUUCUUCUAGAAAUUAUUUUGUUUUGGUGAAAUAAUGAAAUAACUAAUAAACUGUUACCAUUUGAUUUUA
Molecule: messenger RNA, 1769 nt
Organism: Brassica rapa (field mustard)
Lineage: Eukaryota; Viridiplantae; Streptophyta; Magnoliopsida; Brassicales; Brassicaceae
Product: BOI-related E3 ubiquitin-protein ligase 1
Molecular function (GO): ubiquitin-protein transferase activity
Source: RefSeq, a predicted model, not a curated record